AUGGGUCAGGUGUUCGCCAGUCUGUUUAGCCGAUUCUUCGGGAAGAAGGAAAUGAGGAUUUUGAUGGUCGGUCUCGAUGCCGCUGGAAAGACCACUAUCUUGUAUAAGUUGAAGCUCGGGGAAAUAGUUACCACCAUUCCGACUAUUGGGUUCAAUGUCGAAACUGUGGAAUAUAAAAAUAUCAGCUUUACGGUUUGGGACGUCGGUGGACAGGAUAAAAUCCGCCCUCUCUGGAGACAUUACUUCCAGAAUACCCAAGGUUUGAUUUUCGUUGUGGAUAGCAACGAUCAUGAGCGAAUCGGAGAGGCCCGUGAAGAGCUCUCGCGAAUGCUUAACGAGGACGAGUUGAGAGAUGCUGUUCUCCUAGUUUUUGCCAACAAACAGGAUCUUCCCCAAGCAAUGACUCCAGCUGAAGUAACGGAAAAGCUUGGUCUGCAUACGCUACGCAACCGUGUUUGGUUUAUACAAGCUACAUGUGCCACCGGCGGAGCGGGUUUGUACGAAGGAUUGGACUGGCUUAGCACGACUCUCAGUCAACGCAAUUGA
Messenger RNA from Echinostoma caproni, 546 nucleotides. Lineage: Eukaryota; Metazoa; Platyhelminthes; Trematoda; Plagiorchiida; Echinostomatidae. The record is from the annotation of a GenBank genome assembly.